CUCCGGCGCAGUAAGAAGAUCAAUUUCCUGAGGAGGCUUUUCCGCUAACAUGAGGAGUGCGAUAUUGUUAUCUGCUGCCAUUUUGGUGCUCCAUCCCUGCUGUGGCAGAUCAGUGGACUCCGAGGAGUCUGUGGUGAGUGUGUACACCACCCAGCCCACCACAGCCAGCACCAGCAGGCCUUUCGAUGUCUACCAUCAGAUAGCUAACAACAUCGCUGAAAGAAUCACCUCUCCAAUUUACAGAUUCCUCGGCAUAAAUCAUACAAAAUCAGACAAUGCGACAACAAAGAAACCAUGGGACAAAAUCGAACUCCUAGAUGAAUCCACUGAAGAUGUCACCAAGAUGGUGCUGUCUGCUGUGGACAACGAUAUAGAAGAAGACAAAGACGUCGAAGAACUUUCAGUCGAAGCCUUAAAGAAAGUAGACAAGAAACCUGAAAAGAUUGUAUUAUACUCCAGUUACUUACCUGUAAAACAGAUAAGCGAGGGAAAUGAUACACUGAAUGAAAUCGGUGAUGAUGACGAUGAUGAUUUAUUAGAUUUUGAUGAUAUCGAGGAGAAACCUAGGGAGAACAACUUCGUUUAUAUUUUAGAACUGUUAGGUAGCAUCGUGCAAUUGGUGUGGGGUGGUUUGCUAGCGUUCUUUAAACCCUCGAGGAACGACGAGAACUAGUUUUCUUGAGAUGAUUAUUAUAUCAUUGUAUUAUAUGAAUGUACGAUUUAGUAAUGAAAUUUAAGUAAAUAAUAAAAAGCACAGACCAAAAUAUAGCGCAUUACAUUCAGAAUAAAGGAAGAAUGAAAAGGAUAUUAAGUCAUGGUCGCCGAAAAUCAACACCAG
Messenger RNA from Achroia grisella, 838 nucleotides. RefSeq lists its product as uncharacterized. Bases 50 to 673 code for a protein of 207 amino acids. NCBI's taxonomy places the organism in Eukaryota, Metazoa, Arthropoda, Insecta, Lepidoptera, Pyralidae. The transcript has 3 exons. The record is from RefSeq and is a predicted model, not a curated record.